AUGGUCUCUCUCCCGCCCCGCUGCAAGUCGUCUGGGGGUUGUCUACCAACGAUACAUCCCUACGGAGGUCCAAUCCUCACGAUCGCAAUGUCCGUAAUAACUGAGACACUUCACCGCUUUCUUGAGGUCCAGAAGGAUGAAGUCAGGGCGUCCUCCGCCUUUCUGAGCGUGCCGGCACCGUCCAAGCACGAAGGCACCGCCCUAGUCCAAGUCCAAGUCACGCCCCUCGGGCGCCACAGCGAACAGCGACUAGGGGGGCUGCUGGUUGAGACUGGAGAGGGAGAGGAGGGGGGAUGUUCGACCUGGGGACGGAGGGGGGAGAGACCGAGAGAGAGAUCACCCAUGGAAUUGUACCACGAAGACGAAGUGUCACCGCACGCGCCGCGCCGCCUUCGUGAUGUCGGUUGUCCGCCAUGGACCGCUUCCGGCGUGAUACCUGGGUGGACGACCAGAGAUAGAGAGAUUGGCAAGCAUAAAAACAAAAACAAGAACAAGGAAUCGACUACGAUCGACCCUGUCACUGCCAUGCGGCACCCGGCAGUGGUCAAUGGUCAUACUGGACUGGGCCUGCCGAUCGUGGGGCAGACGAGGCCCGAACCAGGCAAACGUCGCCAAGGGAAGCCCACCCAAAUUACCUCCAUACGCAGCAAGAGAGAGCCGGUUCCCUUCGAAACGCUCGACACUGCCUUUGCCUUUUCGGCGUACGAGCCGGUCUGCUUCAUCUUCCGGCUCGUCUCCAUCCCGUCCCAUCUUCCUAACCCUCUCUUUUCUUCGUUCGUUCGUUCGUUUCUUUCUUCCUUUCUUUCUUCACAACCUAAAGUCUCUUCCACCCCCAUCCUCUCGUCCACCGGCAUAGCACGCUACAGUCUGCACACCCCUUCUGCCCAGGCACACGCAUCCAAGCUUUUCUCAACUGUCCUGCAGAUUGUAUCGGUGCUACCUUACCCCUACCUGCUGGGCUGCUGUCGCUUCUUUGCAAGGGCCGAACGCCAGACGAACGGACGGACGCUUGUCGCGACGAACGACCUCGAACGAACGAACCCCACCCGCUUCGUUCCCUACCCGUUAGUCCAACGUACAUCCCCUACUAAGACGCAUGGCUUCGACCAUACGGAUCUUGCUUUCCGAACUCUCCUAUCACGCAAACCAACGCUCCUCAGCCUGAUACCAACUUGGUUGGCUCUAUUACCAAAACACCCUAACCUAAACAUAAUCACAAGCCCACCGCCGUCGACCACAACUCCUGGCUACCUGCGUACCACCCAAAAGAGAAGACUGGAUGGCAAGAAGAGGCUUGACUCGUCCAUCCAUCGUCUUGUAUUCUUGCUCUCGUUUGCCGCUGUUCUGAACAAGCCAAGGAAUCAUCUGGUCACCGGCCACACCUACUUGCCUCACAAAACAAGCACCAACACCCGCACACCCGCACAUGCACACACGCAUACACCGCCCAUCUUAUCUUCGAAUCCGGGGUUGGCGCCGACUUAA
Messenger RNA from Colletotrichum lupini, 1485 nucleotides. RefSeq lists its product as uncharacterized. The coding region runs from base 1 to 1485 and encodes 494 amino acids. The transcript has 11 exons. The record is from RefSeq and is a predicted model, not a curated record. NCBI's taxonomy places the organism in Eukaryota, Fungi, Ascomycota, Sordariomycetes, Glomerellales, Glomerellaceae.